Molecule: messenger RNA, 2334 nt
Organism: Nezara viridula (southern green stink bug)
Lineage: Eukaryota; Metazoa; Arthropoda; Insecta; Hemiptera; Pentatomidae
Source: the annotation of a GenBank genome assembly
AUGUCAUUAAACGGAUCGGAAAUUAUUGUAUCUUCAGGUUCUGAGAUGGGGAGUUCACCAGAGCAAAACAAAUCUGACUCUGCCAGAGAACUAAGCUUAUCACCUUCAAGUUCUAAUUUAAGUAUUGAAAGACAAAAUGAACUUAAAUCAGCCAAAAUAUUUUAUGAAACUCAAUUAGCUAAAGAAACAGCAGCACUUCAAAGACUUAAGGCAACUACAAAGAAUCUGAAAAUUGAAACACUUCCUGAUAAGGGCGCCAAAUUAAGAUCCUCGAUUGAAAAACAGUUAAAAAAAGUUGGUGAACUUAGCAAUCAAUUAUCGCAUCUCUCAAAGAGCAUUCAGUCAGAUGAUGAAGCUAGAUCAUUCGUGGAGGAAGAGAAACCGAAAAAAAAACCAUCUCAUCAUUUACCAUCGAUCAUUGAUCUUACGAAAGAUCAUAUGAACGUAAAUGAAAUGGGCAAACAAGCAUUGGAAACCCAUACCAAACAGCAAAGAGAAACCGUGAAAACCUUAGAGAGAUUGCAUAAAUUUUUGAGGAAAUCAGAUGUGCAAGAACAAACAGAGGAACCCGAGGGUCUGAGGGUGUCGCUGUUACCUCAUCAGCUCAUUGGCCUGGCCUGGCUGGAGAAGAGGGAAAAGGAAAAGCCAGCUGGAGGAAUUUUAGCUGAUGACAUGGGCCUCGGUAAAACUCUCACAUUAAUAUCACUGAUUUUGAAAUCAAAACAGGUGGGAUCAAAUGAAGAUAGUGAAUCUUCUGGUGAUGAAGCGGAUAGCAGAUAUUUGAAGAAGGGUAAUACACUGGUAAUAUGUCCUGCUUCCGUCAUGGACCAAUGGGCUGCAGAAAUAAAAUCAAAAGUUAAGAAUGGCUAUUUGUCUGUUUGUACCCAUCACGGACCGAAAAGAGAAAAGAACCCUCGACGGUUAGCAGCUUUUGAUGUUGUAAUAACUACCUACACCAUCGUACAAAAUGAAAAUAAAGGAGAAGAUAUUGGCCCAUUAUUGAAGAUGAAGUGGGGAAGAGUCAUUCUGGACGAAGCUCACACCAUCCGGAAUCAUAAAUCUAUCACAGCUCAGGCCAUUUUCAUGUUGAAAUCAAGAUACAGGUGGGCUCUGACUGGAACUCCAAUUCACAAUAAACAGGAUGAUUUCUACGCUCUGCUUAAGUUUCUCAAGUGCAAACCAUUUGAUGAUCUGUUGGUUUGGAAGAGGAUGAUCGAUAACAAAGGAGAUUCCGGAAUGAUGAGGUUACAUUUGCUGUCAAAGUCACUGCUUUUGAGGAGGACCAAAGAUGAAAUACAAGAAGCAGGGGGUCUUAAAGACCUCAAGCCAAAGAUAUUUAAAAUAAUUGAAGUCACUUUAGAUGAUGAAGAAUUUAUGGUGUACAAUAAAAUAUUUCGUUUUUCAGGGACCUUGUUGGCUCAGUAUAUUCAACAACAGGCUGAGAAACAAAAUCUUUUAAGUGGUGGAUUAGACAUUCGACGCACAGGUUCAGGGCAAGAAAAUCCUUUUAAAAAUCAGCCAGAGCUUAGGAAACUAUAUGAUGAAAUGGUCUCAUUAAAGGGCGGAAUUAAAACACACCAUAUCCUAGUUCUUUUGCUGAGGCUUCGUCAAACAUGUUGCCAUCCUUCCCUUGUUACGGAAUUUAUAGACAAACAAGAAAUUGGUAAAGAUGGUAUUGAAGACAACGAAGGGAAUGAUUUAGAUCUCGUUGAGCAAAUGAUGAAUCUUUCUAUUAAUGUUAACGGUGAUUCAAAGCAGUCAGGUAUCCUUACAUCAGAUGAUCCUAUUUUCAGGAAAGAUCGAUGCAGUUCUAAGAUGAAAGCCACAAUUGACUGCUUAAUGGAAAUAAUGAAUAAUAGCGAAGACAAAGUGAUCGUUGUUUCACAAUGGACAUCGGUUCUUGAAAUUCUUGAAAGACAACUCAAAGAUCUGGGCAUAAAAUCAGUUGCACUUAAUGGUUCGAUCCCUGUCAAAGAACGAGGAGGCAUUAUUAGUAAUUUUAAUGAUAACAAGAGGGGACCCAAGGUUAUGUUGCUAUCACUGACGGCUGGAGGUACUGGGCUCAAUCUGGUCGGAGCCAACCACUUAAUAGUGUUUGACAUUCAUUGGAAUCCGCAGCUGGAGGCUCAAGCCUGUGAUAGGAUUUACAGAGUCGGGCAAUCAAAAACUGUCAACAUUUACAAGGUUAUGUGUAAAGAUACCAUAGAAGAAAGGAUUUUGAAGUUGCAGAACAAUAAACUGGAGUUGGCGAAAGCAGUUCUUACUGGCACUUCCAAAGUUCAAAGCUCCAAGCUCAGACUCGAUGAUCUCAAGCUUUUAUUUAAUAUUAAGUAG